AUGCUAUUUUCGGCACGGACGCCGACAUGGAUAUUGCUGUGUGUUUUUCUGAUAGACACAACAUCCGCGCAGGUGAAUCCCAACCAUGUGUCCAUCAAUGAGAAGCGGAAACACAUUGAAGCAGACUCCAGUUGGCUUGAUAAGCGCCAGCAAGAAGUGCAAAGGGUAGCACUAGACGCUUCCAAUAAGGAAAAAGUCAUUCUUGAUCUCUUAAACUCACAACAACAGUAUUCUGCCUCUGCUUCCGGUAACGUCGCUGCAGCAGAGACUUUUGACGGAAAAAGGGCACAAGUCCAGAAAAUUGGCGAUAAAGGAGGCAUUGCUACAGUCGAUGGGCACAAGGCCCAACUGAGAACGAAAGAAGACGAGACAGGACGACAUGCUUACCUUAAAGCUGACGGAAAGUACGAUCUGGAUACGGUAGCUAUAGGAGAUUUGAAGGACCCGGCUAAGACAUCUUUUGCUGCCACAAACGAGCGCUUUGACUUCAAUCUGAAUCCCAAAACCCAUGAUAAUCAUACUGGAACGGGAACACUCGGGUUCAACGAUAAGGAAAAAGGCAAGAGCGGAAAUUACGCGUACACCAUUACACAAAACGGAAAGAAGACCGAUGCAACGCUAUCCGCGCACGACAUCGGCGCUGGAAGUUUUGCGGAAAAUUUAUUCGGCCGAAGAAGCGAAAAAUAUCAUUGUACAGCCGAAACACCCGGAGUUUCUCAGUGUUAUGAUGCCCAAGGAAAAUCUGUGGGCAAGGUAGUUGCUGAUAAGAAUGGAAAUACUGUAGUCUAUAACGACAAAGAUGUCCCUAUUGGGACCGGAUCAGUAAAGAAGCUGGGACCAAGAAGUUACGAGGCUGUAAUAUCGAAGAAUUUGUUCAUCGCCCGCAUGAAGGACGCUCGUUCUCAAGCAUGCUGUCGUGAAGUGUCAGGUCAUGAAUGUACACAGCCAAUCAAGCUUGCAAAUCCAACGUUCUCUCAUCCUUCAAGUCGGGAUGGCGAUGGUACAGUACAUCUCACAUGGCCAGAUUGUUUUGAUAUGGGCAUUGAUGUGACGCUACCACCAGGUGUACAUAUCAAUAAAUUGGCAAUGAAACUCGAUGUGUCAAUUCAACCGAUUGGAAAACUGCGAUGCAUGGACGUUGCAACUUGCGGACGCGAAUGCUUCUACUGCGAUUUUUGCAAAGAGAGCAGAAAGCUAAAGCUACUGGAAAAUACAGACGGAAAUCUGUGUAGAGCUACUGCCGAAAGGACAUAUAGAUUGACCGUAAAACUUUGCCCACCACCACAAGAUCCGAACUUCACUAUGUGUUCUGCGUUUUCCAAAUCAGUAUGGCAGAAAGAUUACUGGCAAAAGCAAGGAGCUGUAGAUGUCUGGAUGAAGUUCUACGAGAGAGGGCAAACUCGUCCUGAGCUGGAAAAAGAAUUCUUUGCACAAAUAGACAAUCCACUGCUCGGCAAAGCCUUCAAACUUGCAAUAGUUGCUGAAUGGCUAGCAGCAAACAGCCUUGAUCAAGGAUCCUAUACACCAACUAACUCUGAGCUCCUGGAAUUUUGGGUCUCGAAAAGGGAUCCGGAUCGCCUUCUUGCUUGCCAGCAUGCCGUUGUCGACUACGAAAUUGAGGGUGCCAAAGUCAAAACAAACGUUCUGUUCGAGGCAGCGACCACAGCUAAUUCGAUCCCCAACAUUCUAAAAGACAAGAAGUGUGCAGCUUUCGAAAAAUUGCAAGAGGACCGAUUCCAACAAGAAGCACAGGCCUACAAAAAGCAAGCCGGUGGCGGAAAUUUCCUCAGCGGUUUGGGAGGAUUUCUAAACACAGAAACGAUUUUCGCCCAUUUUAUGACAAUGGAGCGUGAGCUCCGAUUGAAAGCCUUCAUAGAAGAAUAUGCUCGAGUGGUGCAAUUGUUUGACGACAUAGUCGCUAUGAAGGAAUCCAUGGGACGGCUCGAAACCUAUAUGGUCAUAAUGGUCUGCCAGAUGGGUGGUGCUAUGAUUGCUGUUAGUCUCUUCCUACUGCUGCGUACCUUUGGAAAAAAAGAUUCCUCCAUGACAGUUAGCAAGCCCAUGCAAAAAACACGUCACUUUCUCUCGGACAUUAUCUCUUUCAUAUUAAUCUCAUUUGUGUAAGAGUUCACUGCCCGUCACAUUCAGAUUGAUAAGCUCUUGCUGCUAUCUCCUUUAAUCCCUAUGACCAUUUGUUUUUAGCUUGAAUGCUGAUAGAAUUACAAUUUGUCAUGACUUUUCGAUUGUUACUAACCAGACCAUUGUAAAUAGCUCUUGACACCUCUGAUUUGCAUAUUAUCUUUACAUCAAUACAUAAGCUUUUUGGGAGUUGUUGAAUACAGCCUAAUAUGCCCGAUAUGCC
This is a messenger RNA of Cylicocyclus nassatus, 2362 nucleotides long. The record is from the annotation of a GenBank genome assembly. Lineage: Eukaryota; Metazoa; Nematoda; Chromadorea; Rhabditida; Strongylidae.